Messenger RNA from Arachis ipaensis, 1731 nucleotides. Lineage: Eukaryota; Viridiplantae; Streptophyta; Magnoliopsida; Fabales; Fabaceae. The record is from RefSeq and is a predicted model, not a curated record.
UCAAAGUUUCCAUUCAUAUAGUGUGAUUUUCAAUUAUUUAUUUUUCCUCAUCCUUAUUCCUAGAGAACAAAGCAAUGAAAUUUGAGUCAAUGAUCAUCAUUUAUUAACCCAAAAAAAGGAUAUUAGCUAAAGAGUUUUCUGAACUCUCUUUUGUUCUCUCUAUAUGUGUGUAUGUGUUUAUAUAAUUCAGCAUCCAAUCAUCCAUAGUAGAAGGUGAAAAGUUCAGAUUUUGAAUUGUGUUGGGGACUCAAAUCACCAAAAUAGUAAUGGUUUUGAGUAAAAGAAGUGUUUUUGGCACCAAUAUUGAGAUGGGGUUUGGCUUCAUGGUUCUGGUUUUGGUGGCGUUAUUGUUCAGUUUUAGUCCUAUUUGUGUGUUUGGGGAAAAACAUGAAAACCCUCAGAACCAGAAGCUGAGGUUUGACAAAAAUGGAGAAUUCAAGAUUCUUCAGGUUGCAGACAUGCACUAUGCUAAUGGAAAGUCCACACUCUGCUUGAAUGUGUUACCUUCACAGAAUGGUUCUUGUUCUGAUCUCAACACCACUUCUUUUGUUCAAAGAAUGAUCCUUGCUGAGAAGCCUAAUCUCAUUGUCUUCACUGGUGAUAAUAUCUAUGGUCGUGAUUCCUCGGAUUCGGCGAAAUCAAUGGAUGCUGCAUUUGCUCCUGCAAUUGCGUCAAACAUUCCUUGGGUAGCUGUUUUGGGAAAUCAUGACCAAGAAGGAUCCUUGUCUAGGGAAGGAGUGAUGAAAUACAUUGUUGGUAUGAAGAACACAUUGUCUCAAUUCAACCCUUCAGAAGUUCACACCAUUGAUGGUUUUGGAAACUAUAACUUAGAAGUUGGAGGAGUUGAAGGCACUGAUUUUGAAAAUAAAUCAGUGCUCAAUCUUUACUUCAUUGAUAGUGGAGAUUAUUCUAAGGUUCCUUCAAUUUCUGGUUAUGAUUGGAUCAAGCCAUCACAGCAACUCUGGUUCCAACGAACAUCCGAAAAGCUCCAGAAAGCAUACAAAAGUGGACCAAUGCCUCAGAAAAACUCUGCUCCUGGUCUUGCAUACUUUCAUAUACCAUUGCCUGAGUAUGCUAGUUUUGACAAAUCAAACUUCACAGGUGUCAAACUUGAACCAGAUGGCAAUGGCAUUAGUUCUGCUAAGGUGAACUCCGGCUUCUUCGCGACAUUAGUCCAAGCCGGAGAUGUGAAGGCAGUUUUCACCGGCCAUGAUCACCUCAAUGACUUCUGUGGUAAGUUAACCGGCAUAAACCUAUGUUAUGCCGGAGGAUUCGGAUACCAUGCAUAUGGAAAGGCUGGAUGGUCUAGGAGAUCAAGAGUGGUGGUAGCUCGCUUGGAGAAGACGCCGGAAGGAGCUUGGGGAGAUGUCAAGUCAAUAAAUACCUGGAAACGCCUCGACGAUCAAAAUUUUACUCAAAUUGAUGGACAAGUUCUUUGGAGCAAUAGCUUUUGAAGAAAAUCAUAAGUGAAACAAACAAAAUGGUGGAGAACUUUGAGAAUUUAGAAAGUGAUGCAGACUAGUGAUAGUAUCCACAUACAUGACAUGAAGAUGAUUUAUUUUGGAGUUUGUUAUAGGUUGUUAUAAAUUAUAUUGUUGUUAAGAUGGUCAUGAUUCAUCAAUUGUGAUACUAUUUAGCAGUUAAUUCUUUGUCUUGAGCUAUAUAGUAAAUGAAAAAUUGUUCAUUUUAAUUUUUUUUAAUAUUUUUUUGGAAUCACAAUAUGAUUUGCAA